AACUUAAUUAAACUUAUUGUCUAAUUAUUUAUUUACUGACUUGUGCAACGCUCUGCUAUGCACAGGGAAUGAGUCAGUAAACCUUGACCCCCUGCGCAGUCCUAAACCGUAAAAUAUAGACAUACGCAGUAAAUUUUUGCAAAGAAAGAAAAAGUAAUCGAAGCACCCACAAUGAUGAUAUAAUUAGUUUUUAUGUAUCCCUUAAAAAGUAUCCCUUAAUAAGGGUUUUAAAGUACUAUCAUUGUAAGUGCCUUGUUUUCGAGCAUGCGUACAAUGUCUCAGAGUAUCUCACGGACAUGUUUCUGCGAUUUAAUAUGAUUUCAUUCUACGGACUGUUAUAGAAGAACUGUUUUUAUUAUUUAUAUGUAUACAGCAUAGUUUAUUCGCAAUGUCUGUUUUUUAAAUUUAAACCUUGAUCAAUCAAUGUUACAGAGCCGCUGGAAACGGUGCGACCUCUACGGAAAGAGUUAGACCAUUGAAUUUGUAGUCACCGAUUGCACAUUUGUGCGAAAUUUUAGCAAAGCAUUUUGUAGAAUCAAAUUUUGCAUUUAACGAAUAACAAUGGGUGGUAUGAACAGUAAAGAAACUCCAGUAAGUGCAGGAUCAGCUGGAGCCCAAAAAUCUGACAAACCUCUGAAACCUUGUUGUGCAUGUCCAGAAACGAAAAUUGCGAGGGAUGAAUGUAUUAUCACCAAAGGCGAAGAAAACUGUGGGCAUUUGAUAGAAGCGCAUAAAGCUUGUAUGAGAUAUUUGGGAUUUAACAUUUAAGUGUAAAUUACUAUUAAUUUAGAAAACUUAAUGAAUGCUCAGGCUGUAAUGAUUUACAGAGAUAUUUUAUGUUGUACAUGUAGUUAUAUUUAUUAAGAUGGAGCCAAUCAUCUAAUGAAAUACCUCUGAACUUUAUAAAUAAAGCUGUUUCAUUUGUA
Molecule: messenger RNA, 926 nt
Organism: Megachile rotundata (alfalfa leafcutting bee)
Lineage: Eukaryota; Metazoa; Arthropoda; Insecta; Hymenoptera; Megachilidae
Gene: Cox17
Product: Cytochrome c oxidase copper chaperone COX17
Biological process (GO): mitochondrial respiratory chain complex IV assembly
Cellular component (GO): mitochondrial intermembrane space
Molecular function (GO): copper ion binding; copper chaperone activity
Source: RefSeq, a predicted model, not a curated record